CACCAUAUUGUUUUUUACAUAAGCAAAUCUGCAGGGGACAAACACAUGAAGACAGAGAAUUUCUCUGCUGUGACCGAAUUCUUUCUGGUGGGACUUUCCAGAUACCCAGAACUCCAGCAAACUUUGUUCAUGCUCUGCAUCAUCAUGUACCUUAUAAUCCUUCUGGGAAAUAGCCUCCUUAUUAUCAUAAGUGUCCUGGAUUCUCGCCUCCACACUCCCAUGUACUUCUUUCUUGGAAACCUCUCAUUCUUGGACAUCUGUUACACUUCCUCUUUUGUUCCUUCAAUGCUCAUUAUAUUUAGGGCUGGAAGAACUUCCAUUUCCUUCCUUGGCUGUGCUCUACAGAUGGUUAUCUCCCUUGGCUUGGGUUGCACUGAGUGUAUCCUCCUUGCUGUGAUGGCCUAUGACCGAUAUGUGGCCAUCUGCAAUCCACUGAGGUAUCCCAUCAUCAUGAACAAGGUACGAUAUGUACACAUGGCUGCGUGGUCCUGGAUCACAGGCUGUGGGGACUCUAUAGCGCAUACAGUCAUGACAAUGAUAUUGCCUUUCUGUGGGAAUAAUAUCAUUGACCAUCUAACUUGUGAAUUGCUGGCUGUUCUUAAACUCAUAUGUGCAGAUAUCACCCUUAAUAUGCUUACCUUGAGAGUGGGAGGUAUUGUUAUACUGAUUAUUCCUCUACUAUCAAUUUUUAUUUCUUAUGUUUUCAUUCUCUCUGCCAUCCAGAGACUUAACUCUGCUCAAGGGAAAAAGAAAGCCUUUUCUACAUGUUCAGCCCACCUGACUGUGGUCAUUCUAUUUUAUGGUUCUGCCCUUUUUAUGUACAUGAAGCCCAAGUCAAAAGACACAAAGAUAUCUGAUGAGAUCAUCAUGUUGUUUUAUGGAAUUGUAACACCAAUGUUAAACCCCAUCAUUUACAGCCUAAGGAAUACGGAUGUCAAAGAGGCUGCAAAGAUAAUUCUGAGCAGACACCUGCAUUUAUUUAAAAUAUGA
This is a messenger RNA of Tupaia belangeri chinensis (Chinese tree shrew), 990 nucleotides long. Its product is annotated as olfactory receptor 13D1. The record is from RefSeq and is a predicted model, not a curated record. Gene Ontology annotation, cellular component: membrane. NCBI's taxonomy places the organism in Eukaryota, Metazoa, Chordata, Mammalia, Scandentia, Tupaiidae. The coding region runs from base 46 to 990 and encodes 314 amino acids. The transcript has 2 exons. Gene Ontology annotation, biological process: G protein-coupled receptor signaling pathway. Gene Ontology annotation, molecular function: olfactory receptor activity; G protein-coupled receptor activity.